Morone saxatilis (striped sea-bass) is the source of this 2841-nucleotide messenger RNA. RefSeq names its product glutaminase 2a (liver, mitochondrial) (gene gls2a). NCBI's taxonomy places the organism in Eukaryota, Metazoa, Chordata, Actinopteri, Moronidae. Bases 1 to 1827 code for a protein of 608 amino acids. Gene Ontology annotation, biological process: L-glutamine catabolic process. The record is from RefSeq and is a predicted model, not a curated record. The transcript has 18 exons. Gene Ontology annotation, molecular function: protein binding; glutaminase activity.
AUGCAUUGCCUGAAAAGUCUGAGGACAGCUAACCCGGGAAUCUUGCAGGUAUUUAAAAAUGCAGGGGUCUCCGCCAGAGCUGGAGCUGACAACAUUGUUUUGUCCAGGACGCAGCAACCUGUUCUUGUGCCCUGCUGGGCCGCAGCAUCACCCCACACCCACAGAGCCUUUCAUCACCAGAAGGGCCCUGAUGUGGACCAAGGACACGCAAAAAGUAGGUUGAUGUCCAGUAUGGAGGACCUACUUUUCUACACCAUCACUGAGGGCAAAGACAUGAUCCCUCUCUCCCAGUUCAUCUCCGCUCUGAGAAAAACAGGUUUGUUGACGUCUGACCCUCGGCUGCGUGACUGUGUCCAUCAGAUGCGACAAUCCACACGUGACUCUGUCGGGCCAGUCAUGAUGGACAAGACGCUGUUCAGAAGGUGUGUGGGAAACAACAUCAUGCUGCUAACGAAGGCUUUCAAAAAAAAGUUCAUCAUCCCAAACUUUGCCAAGUUCACCCAGCAGAUCAAUGACAUGUAUGACAGUGCGCAACAGCAGGAGGCAGGACAAGUAGCUGAUUACAUUCCCCAGCUGGCUAAGUUCAGCCCUGAUCUCUGGGGUGUAUCUCUGUGCACAAUUGAUGGACAGAGACACUCUGUGGGUGACACAAAGGUUCCCUUCUGUCUGCAGUCGUGUGUAAAGCCUCUGGAGUACGCCAUCGCCGUGCACAACCUCGGCAGCGAGAUCGCUCACCAGUUUGUGGGCAAAGAGCCCAGUGGAUUCAAGUUCAACAAACUGUCACUAAAUGAGGAAGAUAAACCACACAACCCAAUGGUGAAUGCCGGAGCUAUCGUCAUCAGUUCUUUAAUUAAGCCUCAUUCAAAUAAAGCAGAGAGGUUUGACUAUGUGAUGGAUUUCUUGAAAAGCAUGGCUGGUACAGAGUAUGUGGGCUUCAGCAAUGCAACUUUCCAGUCAGAGAGGGAAACCGGUGAUAGGAAUUAUGCAAUUGGUUAUUACCUCAAGGAGAAAAAAUGUUUUCCUGAAAAUGCAGAUAUGAUGGCCGCCCUUGACUUCUACUUUCAAUUGUGCUCCAUUGAGGUGACCUGUGAGUCAGGAAGUGUCAUGGCUGCCACACUGGCCAACGGAGGUAUUUGUCCAAUCACAGGUGAGCGCGUGCUGAGUGCUGAAGCCGUACGCAACACCCUGAGUCUCAUGCAUUCCUGUGGCAUGUACGACUUCUCCGGACAGUUUGCCUUCCAUGUGGGCUUGCCUGCUAAAUCUGGAGUUUCAGGUGCUGUUCUGCUGGUGGUCCCCAACGUCAUGGGUAUGAUGUGUUGGUCUCCACCUUUAGAUCGGCUUGGGAACAGUGUUCGUGGCAUUCACUUCUGUCAGGACCUGGUGUCUCACUUCAACUUCCACAAUUAUGACAACCUGAGACACUUCACUAAGAAACACGACCCCAGAAGAAGAUCAGAUGAUGAUCCAAACAAGUCAGUGGUAAAACUGAUGUUUGCAGCCUACAGUGGUGACGUCUCUUCUCUGAGGAGGUUUGCUCUUUCAGCCGUAGACAUGGAGCAGACAGACUACGACUCUCGCACAGCGCUCCACAUCGCUGCUGCAGAAGGUCACGUGGAAGCUGUUAUCUUCCUAACUGAAAUAUGUAAAGUGAAUCCCCACAUGAAAGACAGAUGGGGGAACACACCCAUAGAUGACGCCAUGCAGUUUGGCCAUGAUGUUGUUGUUUCAGUCCUGCAAGAGUACCUGGGUGUGUACACUGACGCAGACUCACCGGGCGACACAGAGGAGCAGAAGACCACGCUGGACACGGUGAAGAGCAUCGUUUAAACCACGGGGGAUCAUGAGGGCUUGAAAAUGUAUUUUAUUGUACACCUGAGAGGACUGAAAGGACACAGGAUGAUUGAGAGACAUGAUGAAUGAAUGGGUUUUCUUUAAUAUGAUAAUGAACUAUAUAUAAUGUGGGGAACAUCCUUUAGACUGUUGAAAAGCUAUACAGUGCAUGGUUAAGUCCCUUUGCAAUGCAUUUCAUUAAAAUUCAUGUUGCUUUUCAACAAUAUAAAGUAUCAACAAAGCACUAUAUAAAUAGACGAUGUGUUGCUUGUGUGGAGAAAAAUUAUAAUUUAAGCCUUGAGUUGCAAUUUUAAUGAAUGUUUUUUGUGCUUAUGUUAUGACAGAAAAUACCAAAGAGAUGUAAAUAUAUAUAUAAUAUAUUGUGCUUAUUUAUUUUUUAAAUGCUGAAAUAUAUUUAGCUUCAUCAGUAUGCCAUUUAAUCAGGGGAUUUUAUGCAUCCUGUGUAAUAACUGUAUAAAUAUUCUCAAAGCUGCUUCAUUCAUUAUUCUACCUCAACAGGAGGUGAUGGAGUUGCAUAACACUGAAAAGACUGUUUCAUUGUAGUUUUUGCCAAUUCACUGAGACUCAUGGUCCAGUUUAUUCACUGCUAACUUCUGUUGGUCAUUUUCUUUUUUCUUUUUGGAAGAAUUACUCUUGCGUUAUUAGAGUGAGCUCUACUAGUGGUGGUUACUAGUGUAUCACAGAAAACAUCUGCAUGUCUCAGGCGCUGGGAACAGUGCACAGUUGGGUUACUCUAACACUAAAUAUAUAAUUACAUUUAUGCAAAUGACUGUUGCAAACUAGACAUACAUUUGUUUGAAGUGAUACUUUUUGACAUGAAGAAAAUUAAAGCUUUUGCUCGUUAGUAUGCAGUGUACUGAGAAACUCAACCACCAUUUUUCUUCAUCUUAAGUGAAAUGAUUCCUCAGGUCUACUCAAGCUUUUGUCUGUGACUGUAAAUAUACAUCAUCCUGCUGUAAAUAACAAAGAAAUUAAAGCAAUUUCAGUGAA